GGUAUACCUAAAACAUCAGUACAUGUUGUGCUUUGUGACAAUGCCAAAAACAUGAUUAAAGCCAUGAAUGACGCAGGGCUCCCAAGUCUGCCAUGUGUCGCGCACACGCUCCAACUGGCUGUUCACGAGGGCUUAUUAGCACAGAGGAGCAUAGCUGAUGCUUUAGCAGUGCGGCGGAAAAUAGUUGGGCAUUUUAAACAUUCCGCCUUAGCCUACUCCCGCCUCGAGGACGUUCAGGGACAGCUCAACCAGCCAAUAAAGAGACCGCAGCAGCACGUAUUACAUGCGCCAGUCCCUCAUAGAGCAAAAGCGAGUGCUGGGCGUGUAUGUGUCCGAGCACGAACUCCCUGACUAUCUCGCCGCUCACCAAUGGGCUCUUAUGGAGACGCCUGUUGCCAUCCUCGCCCCCUUUGAGGAACCAACUAAAAAAGUGAGCAGCUACGACGCACUAGCCUCUGAUGUCGUCCCAGCUGUGACUGUGCUAGUGAGACUUCUAAACAGAGAAACAGACGAGGACCACGGCGUCAAGACAAUGAAAGCAACCUUACUGGCAGCUGUCAAGAAGCGCUUCAGUGACGUCGAGACCAACCCACUGUACUUCAUCUCCACCAUACUUGACCCAAGGUAUAAAGAUCGCUUCUUCUCCAACAACACUGCUCCAGAGGCCAAGCUGCAGAUGAUGUCCAGAGCUGAGGCAGAGGGGAGUCGGGCAGAAACUGCAGAACCUCCUGCUAAAGUGUUCCUCAAGGCCCAGGCCAGCACUAGCAGCAGUCUGGACACUGUAUUUGACUAAAUCGCUAAGGAGCAGCCCCAGGCAGCACAGCCGCUGGCAGCAGGUGCUGCCAUUGAGCUCGACACGUACCUCGGAGAGGCCCCGAGCCCUCGUGAAGACAGUCCUCUGAAGUACUGGGGUGUCAACAAAAUCAGGUUCCCCACUUUGGCUAAAAUGGCCCAUAAAUACCUCUCAGCCCCAUGUAGCAGUGUGGAAAGUGAAAGGCUUUUUAGCUCAGUGUCACACGUUAUAGAUGAAAACAGAAACAGGCUGGCUGCUGAUCAUGCAGAAAAGCUACUUUUCUUAAAAAAAACUGCCAUUCACUUUUUCUAAAUAGGCUCCAUUAAGCGAGUCGUCUUAGACUUGAUGUUAAUACCUACCUCAGCUGCACUGACUGCCACAGUUCUAUGUUGGUGGAUGUUGUUAGUGUAUUCAAAUAUUGUGCACUAAAUAGCAAAGACGUUUAUUAAUGCCCCUUUUGUUGUCCAAAGCAGCAGAGUUUACAACAAACUGAAAAAAAUCCUUGAGUUGCGCUGUCACUGUUUAAAUUUUUUUAGAAUUAUUUAUUCUGUAAUAUGUUGCAUACAACAUGCUUCUCGUUUUAAAUAAAUGUUCUUAAUUCCA
This is a messenger RNA of Haplochromis burtoni (Burton's mouthbrooder), 1396 nucleotides long. RefSeq names its product zinc finger BED domain-containing protein 4-like. The record is from RefSeq and is a predicted model, not a curated record. The coding region runs from base 284 to 793 and encodes 169 amino acids. The transcript is spliced from 2 exons. Lineage: Eukaryota; Metazoa; Chordata; Actinopteri; Cichliformes; Cichlidae.